This is a messenger RNA of Nematostella vectensis (starlet sea anemone), 1569 nucleotides long. Its product is annotated as mucin-2. The annotation marks the transcript as partial. The transcript has a single exon. Lineage: Eukaryota; Metazoa; Cnidaria; Anthozoa; Actiniaria; Edwardsiidae. The record is from RefSeq and is a predicted model, not a curated record.
CUUGUGAAGAAUCAAUACUUCGAAACAAGUCUUUUACCCAUACGUAACCAAAAUGAAGGCCAAAACGUGUUUCUCUUUGGCAACAACGUCACCCAACCAGCCACUACCCAACUAGUCACUACCCAACCAGCCACUACCCAACUAGUCACUACCCAACUAGUGACUACCCAACCAGCCACUACCCAACCAGCCACUACCCAACCAGUCACUACCCAACCAGCCACUACCCAACCAGCCACUACCCAACCAGUCACUACCCAACCAGCCACUACCCAACUAGUCACUACCCAACUAGUGACUACCCAACCAGCCACUACCCAACCAGCCACUACCCAACCAGUCACUACCCAACCAGCCACUACCCAACCAGCCACUACCCAACCAGUCACUACCCAACCAGCCACUACCCAACCAGCCACUACCCAACCAGCCACUACCAAACCAGUCACUACCCAACCAGCCACUACCCAACCAGUCACUACCCAACCAGCCACUACCCAACCAGCCACUACCCAACCAGCCACUACCCAACCAGCCACUACCCAACCAGUCACUACCCAACCAGCCACUACCCAACCAGUCACUACCCAACCAGUCACUACCCAACCAGCCACUACCCAACCAGCCACUACCCAACCAGCCACUACCCAACCAGCCACUACCUAACCAGCCACUACCCAACCAGUCACUACCCAACCAGCCACUACCCAACAAUCCACUACCCAACAAGCCACUACCCAACCAGCCACUACCCAACAAGCCACUACCCAACCAGCUACUGCCCAACAAGCCACUACCCUACCAGUCACUACCCAACCAGCCACUACCAAACCAGCCACUACCCAACCAGCCACUACCCAACCAGCCACUACCCAACCAGUCACUACCCAACCAGCCACUACCCAACCAGCCACUACCCAACCAGUCACUACCCAACCAGCCACUACCCAACCAGCCACUACCCAACCAGCCACUACCAAACCAGUCACUACCCAACCAGCCACUACCCAACCAGUCACUACCCAACCAGCCACUACCCAACCAGCCACUACCCAACCAGCCACUACCCAACCAGCCACUACCCAACCAGUCACUACCCAACCAGCCACUACCCAACCAGUCACUACCCAACCAGUCACUACCCAACCAGCCACUACCCAACCAGCCACUACCCAACCAGCCACUACCCAACCAGCCACUACCUAACCAGCCACUACCCAACCAGCCACUACCCAACCAGCCACUACCCAACAAUCCACUACCCAACCAGCCACUACCCAACAAGCCACUACCCAACCAGCUACUGCCCAACAAGCCACUACCCUACCAGUCACUACCCAACCAGCCACUACCAAACCAGCCACUACCAAACCAGCCACUACCAAACCAGUCACUACCAAACCAGCCACUACCCAACCAGCCACUACCCAAACAGUCACUACCCAACCAGCCACUACCCAACCAGCCACUACCCAACCAGCAAGGCAAAGAAAUACUUCAGUUCGGUUCAGUGCAAAUCAAAGCACAUUUGAAUCCUCCCAGUUACGAAGUUUGUGCCAAGCUCUUUGA